Molecule: messenger RNA, 2052 nt
Organism: Penicillium concentricum
Lineage: Eukaryota; Fungi; Ascomycota; Eurotiomycetes; Eurotiales; Aspergillaceae
Product: putative MFS transporter Fmp42
Exons: 3
Coding region: 1-2052 (683 amino acids)
Biological process (GO): transmembrane transport
Cellular component (GO): fungal-type vacuole membrane
Molecular function (GO): transmembrane transporter activity
Source: RefSeq, a predicted model, not a curated record
AUGUCCUUGAAUCGCAUCUCCUUCCUUGAAGGAUGGGAGCGUAACCCUGCAGCCUUUCUCGGUCAUCCCGAAUCGGAGGAUUCGGAUCCGGACUCAUACCAGGAUUUACCCGAGGGAUCCGUGUCGUCCUCAUUUCCCUCCACAUACAGCAGACUGAAUUUCAACCCAUAUGCGGGGCCAGGCUGGAAUGAGAGCCCAGAGGAUCCACAUGACGAUCGAUCCUCAUUUUUUGGGUCUUUUCUCGGGUUAUCUCCGACGACUACCCGUGAAGGACGUGCGGGCUCAGGUUCAGCGCAGGGGCUAGGAUCCUCGGAGCGGAUUGUGCACGAGGAUUCAGGGACCGUUUCGCGGACACCGCCUUGGGCGGAUACCACUGGUGCUUAUGAAGUAAGCGCUGCUAGGAGGAUUGCCCAGGUUUGCACGGCAGUUGUAUACUGCUUUUUAGCUGCCGGAAUUGUUUUCGGCUUUGCAGCUCUGAAGCCCGUCCUUAUUCGAGAGAAAGUAUAUCGCAACCUCUGCUCCCAAACGGAGCUGGAGGAGGACGUCGAUGUCUGCUAUGGGCAAGAGAUCAGGCUAAACCUGAUGUUCACCAUCGCCGCUGUAAUAACCAAUGUCUCAGCCCUACCCGUAGGAACAAUCCUAGACGCGUAUGGACCACGAGUUAGUGGAAUUAUCGGCAGCAUCUGUCUCGCCAUAGGAGCAGUACUCUUUGGAACAGCCAGCAACCUUCCAUUCGAUGGAUACAUCCCAGGGUACUUAUUCCUAGCACUGGGUGGACCAUUCGUAUUCAUACCAUCCUUCCAUCUAUCAAAUACGUUUCCCACACGAUCAGGCCUGAUCCUAUCAAUGCUGACAGGCGCUUUCGAUGCCUCGAGUGCUCUAUUCCUGCUUUUCAGGCUGCUAAGCGAACAAACCGAGGGCCUCGUAUCCAUCAAUAAUUUCUUCGCGGCGUACCUCAUAGUACCGAUAUUCAUCAUCGCAGCACAGAUCUUCAUAAUGCCACCAACAUCCUACAAAACCGCCGGUGAGCUCGUACAACAAGCCGAAGCGCAGGUCGAAGAUGAGAUACGCGAUCGCAUAGACGACACCGUCAACGACCGCAGCGAGGGCGAGCGCCAGCGUAUGCACAGACGACUGCGUCGCCAAAGUAUAGUCAGCCACAUCCAAGAUCUCCUAGACGACGGCACAGCAUCCGUCAUAUCCGACAACCCCAUCGACAACUCUGUCUUCCACACCAACAUCGAUACCGAGAUCAAUCUCAACACUCCCCGAGGAACCCACGGGACCGCAACACCGCACUCCCAUACACAGCAACAGCAAACCACCCCGAAUCCACCACCAGGUGGAAUCUGGGGAGUUCUCCACGGCCACAGCGCACUGUACCAAUUGCGCACACCAUGGUUCGGACUAAUAACAGCCUUCACUGUUCUAAUGAUGCUACGGAUAAAUUACUUCGUAGCAACCCUGCGCUCACAAUACACCUACCUCCUGUCCCCAGAGGCAGCUGCACAAAUAAACACCACAUUCGACAUCCUCCUACCCAUCGGCGGACUUGUUUCCGUCCCCUUUAUCGGCACAUUCCUAGACAAAUUCCAGACGCGCACUGUGCUAUUCAUUCUCGUCGUGUCUGCGACUACCAUCGGCGUGCUGGGGUGUAUACCGUAUCCAACGGCGGCGUAUGGGAAUAUCAUUCUCUUUGUGCUGUACCGACCGUUCUAUUACACCGCUGUAUCGGACUACGCGGCUAAGGUGUUUGGAUUUGCGACGUUUGGGAAGGUGUAUGGGCUUAUUAUUUGUCUUGCUGGUGUUGGGAAUUUCGCGCAGGCAGGUCUUGAUGCGCUUACGUUGAGGGUUUGGAGGGGGGAUCCUGUUCCUGUUAAUGUUGGGCUUACGGUGUUGAUUGCUAGUGUUGGAGGAGGGCUUGUUGGGUUUGUUGCUUAUCAGACGGGUGUUUUGGAAGGUGGGAGGAGGGGCGAUGGUGACCAGCAUCGGAGUACUAGGGAGAGAGAGCCAUUGUUGAGGAAUGAAGAGCCCAGAGGGUAUGGGGCUUGA